GCGCCUCCACUAUCAGAUCACCGAACCAUCCGGUCAACACCGGCCUCCCCUGCCAGACUGUUCCCUUCCCACAUGCUGACAACUCCCAAUCGAUCCGCGCCGCGCCUAUUAUAUAUCGCCGUCGGCACCAUCAUCUCGAUCCCUGCAGCCUGCAGUUAAGUUAACAGUAGCCGAGUGAGCUGUGAGCACCGCCACCGCCGCCCACCUCAUGUCCUCAUCCUCAUCAAUGGCGGCGAGGAGACUCCUGGCGGCGGCGUUCCUGGCGCUGGCGGUGCCGGCGGUGCUGUGCCAGGCGCCUGGCCCGGCGGCGCCCAAGGGCCCGCCGAACGUGACGGCGAUCCUGGAGAAGGGCGGGCAGUACGCGACCUUCAUCCGGCUGAUGAAGGCGACGCAGCAGGACACGCAGCUCAACAGCCAGCUCAACAACUCCUUCGGCAGCGGCUACACCGUGUUCGCGCCCACCGACAACGCCUUCAACAGCCUCAAGCCCGGCACGCUCAACAAGCUGUCGCAGCAGGAGCAGGUGUCGCUGGUGCAGUACCACAUCCUCCCGCAGUUCUACUCGCUCGACUCCUUCGAGACCGCCAGCAACCCCGUCCGCACCCAGGCGUCCGGCUCCGACGGGCCCUACACGCUCAACAUCACCGCCGACAGCAACAGCCAGGUGAACGUCUCCACGGGGCUCGUCGCCACCAGGGUGGGCACAGCGCUGCGCGACACGCAGCCGCUCGCCGUCUACUCCGUCGACAAGGUGCUCCUGCCCAACGACCUGUUCGGCGUGAAGCCCCCGUCGUCCGCGCCGCCCGCGCCCACCAAGAAGCCGGCCAAGGGGGCCUCCGUGGCCGAGGCGCCCACUGGCUCCGCCGACUCCGCGCCCUCCGGCGCCGCGCCCGGCGGCGCCGGGGUCGCCGGGUGGAGCUUGGCGGCGCUGGUUCUCGCCGCGGCGGGCAGCCUGUUGUAAGGAUCCGUGGAGGAAGCGAGAGCCUGCGUGCAUGUGCAUGAGUAGUGUUCUUGUUGCGAUUUCAUUUUCUUCUUCUCUUGAUCUUGGAUUUGUUCGUUGCUUCACCUGGUUUGGAGAAACCGGGCCAUGUGAUCCCCAUCCCUGAAUGUUAAUGAUGCUCAGUUACUGAGCUGUUUCUCUCUCCAUUUCCUAUUUUUCGUCAGUAGCAUUAUUUUUCCUUAGUAUGCUUAGCAAAAUUAAUCUUUUUUUU
Molecule: messenger RNA, 1211 nt
Organism: Panicum virgatum (switchgrass)
Lineage: Eukaryota; Viridiplantae; Streptophyta; Magnoliopsida; Poales; Poaceae
Product: fasciclin-like arabinogalactan protein 13
Exons: 1
Coding region: 209-961 (250 amino acids)
Source: RefSeq, a predicted model, not a curated record